Molecule: messenger RNA, 375 nt
Organism: Gryllus bimaculatus (two-spotted cricket)
Lineage: Eukaryota; Metazoa; Arthropoda; Insecta; Orthoptera; Gryllidae
Source: the annotation of a GenBank genome assembly
AUGGGUUGUUUCUUGGAAGGCGUGCGUCAGGCGGAGUGGGCAGAGGAUGACGGCUUCCUCGCGCGUGGGGCCGGGCGACGGUCUGCGCCAAGUCAUCGCCGCAGCGGCGGCCCCUCCGGCGCCGCCCCGGUGGAGCGACAGCAGCCCGGCGGUCACGCCCCCUCGCUCGCGGGGGCGGGGGCGGCGCCACACUGGGUAAUUUGGGCGGCGGCCAGGUGGCCAGGCGGCCCCGAUGCUCGGAGAGUGUUGGCUUUGGCGCUGGAGCUAGUGUCAGUUGUGGCAGUGACGAGGGCGGUGAGCGCAUCUGUGACUAGUAAGGAGGCAAGAAGUUGCCGCGUGGUGGAAUGGAACUCGUCUUUAUGGAAGCGAGGAUAA